Molecule: messenger RNA, 957 nt
Organism: Limanda limanda (common dab)
Lineage: Eukaryota; Metazoa; Chordata; Actinopteri; Pleuronectiformes; Pleuronectidae
Product: serine/threonine-protein kinase pim-3-like
Exons: 6
Coding region: 7-957 (316 amino acids)
Biological process (GO): negative regulation of apoptotic process; protein autophosphorylation; regulation of mitotic cell cycle
Cellular component (GO): cytoplasm
Molecular function (GO): ATP binding; protein serine/threonine kinase activity
Source: RefSeq, a predicted model, not a curated record
GGCACGAUGCUGCUCUCCCUCUCCCACAGCAUGGAUCUACCGGCGAAGCUCCACCUGCAGCAAGCCAAAGCGGAGAAGCAGCCAUUCGAGAAGCUGUACCGACUGGACUCGGUGCUCGGUACCGGGGGGUUCGGCACCGUCUACUCUGCUGUCCGCCUGGCCGACGGGCUGCCGGUGGCGGUAAAACAUGUGUGCAGGGACAGAGUUACAGAAUGGGGCAGCUUGUGUGGCGCUGUGGUUCCCCUGGAGAUUGUGCUGAUGCAGAAAGUGGGUGGUGCCUUUGGCGGCGUUGUGCGUCUGCUGGACUGGUGGGAGCGGGUCGACAGCUGGUUGAUGGUGAUGGAGCGUCCCGAGUCAGCACAGGACCUUUUUGAUUACAUCACGGAGCGUGGAGCGCUGGAUGAGGCGGAGGCCUGUGGCUUCUUCCUGCAGGUGGUGGAGGCGGUGCGUCACUGCUACACCUGCAGUGUCGUCCACCGAGACAUCAAGGAUGAAAAUCUGCUGGUGGACCUCAGGACCGGACAGAUCAAACUUAUCGACUUCGGCUCUGGGGCCCUGCUCAAAGAAACCGCCUACACCGACUUUGAUGGAACACGGGUUUACAGUCCUCCGGAGUGGAUCCGUUUCCGCCGGUACCAUGGCCGCUCGGCCACCGUGUGGUCGCUUGGCGUGCUGCUGUACGACAUGGUUUGUGGGGAUAUCCCCUUCGAACAGGACGACGAGAUCUUGAGAGGACAGAUCUUCUUCAGACGCAAAAUCUCCACAGAGUGCCAGCAGCUGAUUGGCUGGUGUCUUAGCCAGCAACCAUCUGACCGGCCAACCCUGGAGCAGAUCCUCCUCCACCCCUGGGUUACCAGCAGCGAUGGUCAGCAGACAGACGGCAUCAUCUCGUUUCACACCGUUGCAGCUGAUUCCUCAUCUCCCACAGCCUCUUCCUUGAGCCAGCAGAGCUCCUGA